Emiliania huxleyi CCMP1516 is the source of this 261-nucleotide messenger RNA. RefSeq lists its product as hypothetical. The transcript has 2 exons. Gene Ontology annotation, biological process: regulation of DNA-templated transcription. Gene Ontology annotation, molecular function: RNA polymerase II cis-regulatory region sequence-specific DNA binding; DNA-binding transcription factor activity, RNA polymerase II-specific. The record is from RefSeq and is a predicted model, not a curated record. Gene Ontology annotation, cellular component: nucleus. The annotation marks the transcript as partial. NCBI's taxonomy places the organism in Eukaryota, Haptophyta, Isochrysidales, Noelaerhabdaceae.
UGGACGCCGGAGGAGGAUGCCAAGCUGCUGAGGAUGGUGGCCCAGUACGGGCCCUCCUCCUGGUCCCAGAUCGCGCAGCACCUGCCAGGCCGGGUGGGCAAGCAGUGCCGCGAGCGCUGGCACAACCACCUCUCGCCAGAGGACCGGCUGAUCCUGCAGGCGGUGGCAGAGCACGGGACGAAGUGGGCGCUGAUCGUCAAGCUCAUCCCCGGCCGGACCGACAACGCCAUCAAGAAUCGGUGGAACUCUGCGACGCGCAAG